CGGCGUCGCCAUAGAGACACAGACGCGUCCGAAGGAAGAUCCUGAUGAGGGGAGAGAUCGGCGGAACCGGCAACAUGUCCGGCCCGGUCCGGAGCAGGGCACACCCGCCGGGGGCCAGCGUGCCUAAAAUGGUUUCACAGGUGAAGAAAAUCAUCAGUAUGUCCAGUUUCGUCAACCAGAGCAGGAUCAACCGCAGCAUGAUGGGGAGCAGGAGAAGUAUAAGUAUUCACGCCGACAGCAGAGUCAUGGAUAAGAACUUGGCGCUCGCUGGGAAACAAUCCAUACCGGUUUUCGAUGAGGAGGGCAAUGAUGUCACUCCUCGGUCACUAUUCCAAGCAGAGCCUGGCACCACAGCCACCAAGCAAAGCAAACUGUUUACCACGCCAGAUGCUUCUGGUAUAACCGCAUCAGAUAUCUUCUCCACCAUGUCCCUCCAGCAGACGGGAUUUAUCUCCAGUUUCGUCGGACCAUUUUCAAGGUCAACUUUUGCGGGCAGCGGUAUGGGUAUGUCUAUGACCAGUCAGGAUCCGGAAUCAUUAUCGGAAUAUGCAGAAGAACAAGCACCCGGACGUGACAGGGGACCCAGCGUGACUGCUUCUUACACGAGGAAGGAAGAGAUCAAAGAACAGCCAAAGGAAGAGGAAGAUUUGGAUAAGACGGUCAAUGUGCACCUAACGGAGACCGAGACAAUAUGGCUGCUAGACAUGCCUGUGGCUGUGAUCGCCGCUGAUUCUGAGGAAGCUGAGAUAGUCAAGGUACGGAACCAAUCCUACACAGAACUCUGCAAAAGCAGAGCGGGCAACGAUCGCUAUGCAGAGAGAAGCAUGCAAACGUUUAACGAGGCACCGAAGAGUAAAGAGGUUCAGUGUCAGAGCGUUAUCCACCAAGACGCAAGUGUCAUGGCAUCAGUAUGGGACCUGUAUGAUUCAUUUCUUGCACUGGACCAACCACAGGUGGAAGCUGUGGUGAAGAAAGUCAGCCGGUCAGAGAGUGUGGCCAGCAACAAAUCCAGCAUGAGCCAAAGAAAUGUAUCUGUGAUGUCUAUGGAUGGGAUGGAUAUGAGUACCGUCACAGAUUUGGACAGGCUUUCUGUUUCAUGGGUAACUGAGGAGAAUGAGCCAGAUGCAGAUGUAAUCCUAAAAUCAGAGAAGUUUCAGCAAGAUUUGUUCUUCAUGGAGAGAGUGGUGGUAGAGAACGUAUGCCAGCCAAAGCUUGCAGCUUACCGGCAGUUACCGGUGAUCAUAGAUCCGGACUCUACCAGUGACACAGAAGUCAUAACGAAUGUGACAUCUCCCAGUUUAGAUCGACUGUGGUCUUUUGUGUGUGACAUAACGAAGGGACACAACGUCAGCAGCACAUCAUGGAAUAAGAAAAACCUGGAUCUCCUGGCUGUUGGCUAUGGGCAGUUUGGCUUCAAAGAACAAAAAGGAGGAUUGGCUUGUUGCUGGUCACUGAAGAACACAACAUGGCCAGAGAGGAUAUUCCAUUGUGAAAGUGGGGUCACAGCCGUGGACUUUUCAGCAGCCUCUCCAAAUCUUCUGGCUGUUGGGAUGUAUGAUGGUACAGUGGCAAUUUACAAUGUACAGAACAAAGAUGACGUCCCAGUACUAGACAGCAGUGAUAAUCCCAAUAAACAUACUUGUCCAGUGUGGCAGCUAAAGUGGAUCGAACAGGAUCACAACACCCUGGGGGAGGAUAAUGGAGAGAUCCUUGUGUCUAUAUGUGCAGAUGGCAGGAUUACAAGAUGGCAUAUGCGGAAGGGGCUGGACUGUAGCGAUCUGAUGAGAUUAAAGCGCACAGGAAGCGACCGAUCAAAAAAAUCGGCUGGAGGGAAUGAGAUAAAAGGGGAAGCAUUCAUCUCCCGACAGGCUCCCGGGAUGUGUUUUGACUUCCUUCCUGUGGACUGUAAUAUUUACCUUGCUGGUACUGAAGAGGGUCACAUACACAAGUGUUCCUGCUCGUACAAUGAACAGUUUUUGGAUACCUACAAGGCACACAAGGGUCCAGUCUAUAAGCUGGCGUGGUCUCCCUUCUGCCCCGACGUGUUCCUCAGUUGCUCAGCAGAUUGGUGUAUUCACUUGUGGCGACAGGACAUCCUGAAACCCAUCUUAACAUUCUCGGCUACGAAAAACGCCGUCCAUGACAUCAUGUGGUCUCCGAAAUCACCGCUAGUGUUUGGAGCGGUGAAUGAGAACAGGGUGGAGAUCUGGAAUUUGGGUGUCAGCACAUUGGACCCGAUCAUUGUGAGUCCUGCCAAACCUGGAAUGAGACUCACGACACUUCUCUUCGCUAAGAACACAAACUGCGUCCUGAUAGGAGACAGCGACGGACAAGUCAGUGUGUACACGCUGAGAAACGUCUCACAUUCGCGUGCAUCAAAGGUGAAAGCGUUAUACGAUCUCAUCGGAGCAACUCUGACCAGUCAGCUGUAAUUUAUUGGGAAGAAUUAGUCCUGACAAGCAGAUUUGGUGACGUUAUGGAACAAGUGCAAAAAAAUGUAAAAUUAAAUAAACUUGUAUAUAAAACA
This is a messenger RNA of Rana temporaria (common frog), 2527 nucleotides long. RefSeq names its product dynein axonemal intermediate chain 4 (gene DNAI4). Gene Ontology annotation, cellular component: axonemal dynein complex. The transcript has 17 exons. The coding region runs from base 45 to 2432 and encodes 795 amino acids. Gene Ontology annotation, molecular function: dynein heavy chain binding; dynein light chain binding. Gene Ontology annotation, biological process: cilium movement. The record is from RefSeq and is a predicted model, not a curated record. NCBI's taxonomy places the organism in Eukaryota, Metazoa, Chordata, Amphibia, Anura, Ranidae.